This is a messenger RNA of Bombus pascuorum, 1704 nucleotides long. RefSeq names its product antichymotrypsin-2-like. Gene Ontology annotation, molecular function: serine-type endopeptidase inhibitor activity. The transcript has 8 exons. Lineage: Eukaryota; Metazoa; Arthropoda; Insecta; Hymenoptera; Apidae. The record is from RefSeq and is a predicted model, not a curated record. Bases 127 to 1350 code for a protein of 407 amino acids.
GUUCGCUCUGCCCACUGCCAGGAUUUUCCUGAGGCUGUUUAUCGCGCUUUUAUAUUCGUUCGGACGUUUCUUCUUGCAGUCUGCGUUUAACUUUAGAAGAGGAUUAAACGGUAAAACGAGUGGAUCAUGACUAUGCGUAUAUUAAUAAGAAGUUUCUGGUUGGUGGCUCUUGCCCUAAUAACAAUGUCAGCGGCAGAGAAAAAUGUUGAGGCACUGCGCUCUGUUGUGGAAGGUGCAAAUCAAUUUAGUUCUUCAUUCUUCCAGACUGUGGUAAAACAUAAUCCUGGCAACCUUAUUAUGUCUCCUCUAAGUGCAGGUAUUGUUCUUGCUAUGGCUGCUUUUGGAGCUCGUGAAAACACAGAAGCUCAGUUUAGAAAUGUACUUCAUCUACCAACGUCACAGAGUCUUGCCACAUCUGGUUAUCAGUCACUUAUUGAUAAUCUCAAUAAUGUGAAAGACAAUAAAUUGGCUGUUGCAAAUAAAGCCUUCUUAGCAGCAAGUUUCAAUUUGAAACCAAGUUACAAAGAUUUAACUAAAGUUUAUUUCCGCUCUGCUUCUCAAUUGGUAAACUUUGCUCAAAAUAAGGAAGCUGCAAAUAUUAUUAAUAGUUGGGUCGAACAAAAUACAAAUAAUCUCAUUAAAGAGCUUAUAACUGCUGAUAUGCUAAAUGACGCGACUAAAUUAGUACUUGUCAACGCAGUAUAUUUUAAAGGACAAUGGAAAGAUAAGUUCGACCCUAAGUUGACGAGCGAUAUGCCAUUCCAUACUAGUAAAGUUGAAGUAAAAAAUGUUCCUACAAUGUAUAGAAAAGGUAAUUACAAAUAUGGAACACUUCCAGAUUUAAAUGCUAGAUUCGUUGUAAUACCAUACAAGGGUGACGAAUUGAGUAUGGUCAUAAUUCUUCCAAAUGAAAUUGAUGGUUUGUCUGAUGUUGAGAAAAAAUUACAAAAUACAAGUUUGUCCAACAUUGUAAGUCAAGGGUAUGAGCAAGAAAUAGAAUUAUCGUUACCAAAGUUCAAGGUGGAAAGUAAGCUUGAACUUAAUAAUGUCUUAAAAGAGAUGGGUUUGACUGAUGCAUUUACUCCUCGCGCUAAUUUUUCUGGGAUUGCUGAUGAAAAUUUGUACGUCAGUGAUGUUAUACAAAAGGCAUACAUUGAAGUAAAUGAAGAAGGAAGCGAAGCUGCUGCUGCAACUGGUUUGCUUAUGAUAAAGAAAACGGCUCGUAAUAUAGAGGAGUUCAAAAUUAAUCAGCCAUUCUUUUAUUAUAUCAUAAAAACUAUAAACGAUGAGAAGGAAAAUGAUAUUAGCUUAUCACUAUUCUGCGGUUCUGUUAUCGAACCCGAAAUUUAAAAACAACAGUGACAUAAUAGUAAUAUCAUAGUAAUGUGAUAAUUAAUUCAUGUACUCCGUAACUAUAAGCUAAUAAUACCAAAGUUAUAAGUUCUAAUAAUACCUUGUUCCACAAUAAAUAUGUUGCAUUCACUUUAAAUUUGGAUUAUUUUGCUCUUACACCAAAAAUCAUAUAUACUUAUAUAAAUUAAAUAAAUCCUACAUUUUCAUCUUUUUUUAAGCAACUUCUUUAAAACAAUAAUGAUUUUCAUAAAAUUUGUUUCAGGAGUUCUCUUCGUUCUUUCGAGUCUUCCUGCCCCUACCCCAGUGAUGACAAUCGACCGACCAUUUUUCUACAGCAUUUAUAAAAGUCAA